Capronia coronata CBS 617.96 is the source of this 1269-nucleotide messenger RNA. RefSeq names its product anthranilate phosphoribosyltransferase. Gene Ontology annotation, molecular function: anthranilate phosphoribosyltransferase activity. Lineage: Eukaryota; Fungi; Ascomycota; Eurotiomycetes; Chaetothyriales; Herpotrichiellaceae. Gene Ontology annotation, cellular component: cytosol. The transcript has a single exon. The record is from RefSeq and is a predicted model, not a curated record. The coding region runs from base 1 to 1269 and encodes 422 amino acids. Gene Ontology annotation, biological process: L-tryptophan biosynthetic process.
AUGGAGAAUCCUCCCACACAUGUCUCGAUUGCGCCGUUACUAAAAAAGCUCUCCGCCCCAGCACCACAGAACAACGACGUCGACGUGGAAGAUAUAGCACUAGCAUUCUCGAGGACGUUUGAGAAUCGACUCACCACGACGCAGCUGGCAGCGCUUUUGACCUUACUACAUUCCAGCGGCAAGGAUAGACACCCAGAUGUCAUUGCAAAAUGUGCACAGGCAAUGCGAGAUGCGGCGGUCUUUUUCGACAAGCAGAAAUUGAAAAAGGCGGUGGGAAAGAGGAGGCGCAAACUGGGAGAAUACAGAGGAGGCUUAUGUGACAUUGCUGGCACAGGAGGCGACUUGCAUUCUACCUUCAACAUCUCCACUACGUCCUCAAUCAUUGCUUCGCCAAUUUUGAUCAUGGCGAAGCAUGGCAACAGAGCCCAGACAUCCAUGUCCGGAUCCGCCGACGUCCUCAAUGCUAUACUUCCCACACCACCCAAGAUCGAAGCCCUCACCGCCGAGCACCUCGCCGACGCAUAUGAGCAUACCAACUACACCUUCUUGUUUGCGCCCAACUUCCACCCAGGAAUGAGAUAUGCUGCCACCGUAAGGCGAGAGUUGGGCCUGCGCACGAUAUUCAACCUGUUGGGCCCUCUGGCGAAUCCUGUCGACGCGCAUAUUGAGACUCGACUGUAUGGAGUGGCAGACCAGAAGCUGGGGCUAAUCUAUGCGCAGGCGUUGCUCCUGUCGGGCGCGACGAAGGCAUUGGUAGUCUCUGGCCAGGAAGAUCUGGACGAGAUCAGUUGCGCUGGGAAGACAAGCUGCUGGUUACUAAGAGAAUCGAAAAACCCCGAAUACAAAGGGAAUUUUGAUGACGAGGAAGACGACGGCACAAGCGACGACGAGGCACCUCCGAAAUACGUGGCCAAGAUCGAGAAGUUUGAAAUCGAACCGGCUGACUUCGGUCUUCCUGCACACCCAUUGUCCGAGGUUGGAGGCGGCAAACUCCCAAGACAAAAUGCCGAGGUUUUGAUGAGCAUCUUGCGCAACGAGAGAAGCCCGGAUGACCCCAUCUUACAUUUCGUCUUGAUGAACGUCGCGGCGCUCCUUGUUGUAAGCGGCGCUUGUGAAGCAGAUACUUGCGAAAGCGGCGAAGUCAUCAAAGAGCGAGGGCCGGCAGGAGGACGAUGGAAGGAGGGUGUCAGGAAAGCCCGCUGGUGCAUAGAGAGCGGAAGAGCCUUGGAUGAGUUUCAAAAGUUCAUAGAUUUCACCAACAGUUUAUAG